ACAGAGACACAGGCAAAAACCCUUUCCUUUCCCGUUUUUGAGGUUUAGUAGAUUAGAAGAAGAAGAAGAAGAAAGAUAGAUAACAAAAUGAAAUGAAUACCUUCUUCACCAAAAGCUACACGACAUUACAGUAUUAUUAGUCGCAAGUCGCAACAAACAACACAACACAACACAACAAAUGCUUUUGCUUAUUCGAAAUGCAUAAACUCCUUCACCGCCCAACCUCUUCUUCACUUCCUAUCCCUAUUCUCUCUUCUUCUUCUUCUUCUUAUUCUCCUCUUCUUAUUUCCAAUUCCAAUUCCAAUUCCACCCCUCUUUUACUCAGCUUACCCCUUAAACCCUUUCAUUCUUUAACAAUGGCGGCCGCCACUUCUUCUUCUACUUCUUCUGGGGUUUCUUUCCCUCUUCAAAAAUCCCUCUCUUCUUCUUCUUCUCCUCGUUAUUCCAACGCUUCUUAUGUUCGUACAUGUUUUUGUCCAACCCUAACCCUAACACGUCACACUACAACAACUAGUACUAGUAAUAACACCAAAAACCUUCCAUGGCUACUUCUUAAACAUUCUCAACAUUCAAAUGCUACUUCACAAUCUUCUUUUCAUAAUAACCCUGAACAACAGAGUACUCCAACAACAGAGGAUGAUUCCUCUUCCUCUUCUUCCUCUUCUACAAACACAACUUCAUCUUUUAGACUUAAUAAUAGGAGGCACCAAAAGGCAGAAUCAUCAUCUACUCCUCCUGAUUUGUUGGCUAUUCCUGGUGUGGGUCCCAGAAAUUUCAGAAAACUCGUUCAGAAAGGUAUCCAAGGUGUUGCUCAACUCAAACAACUCUACAAAGAUAAGUUCAUUGGCAAAUCAAGUGAUCAAAUGGUUGAGUAUCUGCAGAGUUCUGUUGGAAUUAUCCACAAGAACCAUGCUGAAAGUAUAACUACUUUCAUUAAAAAGAGUGUUGAUGAAGAAGUAGAUGAUAAUUCCUCUGGGAAGCAGCCUACGCAGAAGAAGCGACUUACGUUCUGUGUCGAGGGUAAUAUCAGUGUUGGCAAGACUACUUUCCUUCAGAGAAUAGCCAAUGAAACUAUUGAACUGCGUGAUCUCGUCGAGGUGGUUCCUGAACCAAUUGGCAAGUGGCAGGAUGUUGGACCUGACCACUUCAAUAUCCUCGAUGCUUUUUAUGCUGAGCCACAGAGGUAUGCAUACACCUUUCAGAACUACGUAUUUGUUACUAGGGUGAUGCAGGAAAGAGAGUCUUCUGCUGGCAUCAAGCCUCUUCGAUUGAUGGAGAGGAGUGUUUUCAGUGACAGGAUGGUUUUUGUACGAGCUGUUCAUGAAGCCAAUUGGAUGAAUGAGAUGGAGAUAAGCAUUUAUGACUCUUGGUUUGAUCCUGUUGUGUCUACCUUGCCUGGCCUUAUUCCUGAUGGUUUUAUCUAUCUCAGAGCAAGUCCUGAUACUUGCCAUCAAAGAAUGAAGUUAAGGAAGAGAGAAGAAGAAGGUGGAGUCAGCCUAGAGUAUCUCCGCGACCUCCACGAAAAGCAUGAGAGCUGGUUAUUCCCCUCCCAAAGUGGUAAUCAUGGAGUAUUAUCGGUCAAUAAGCUUCCCCUCCACGUCGACAACUCGUUACACCCUGAUAUAAGAGACCGUGUAUUUUAUCUCGAGGGUGACCACAUGCAUUCCAGCAUUCAGAAGGUUCCUGCAUUGAUUCUAGACUGUGAACCCAAUAUUGAUUUCAGCAAGGAUAUUGAAGCCAAGAGGGAAUAUGCGCGCCAAGUUGCAGAGUUUUUUGAAUUUGUCAAGAAACAGCAAGUUCUAUCUGUCGAAGGUGAGAAAAAUAGCCAGAACCAACCACAGGUGCUGCUACCUCAUGAAGGUAACCUGUGGCUACCAGGUGGAAAGCCUUUCCCCCGGGCACCCUUGGACUUCAGAAGGGCAAUGUCAUAUAUGUCUGGUAGUGGCUGAUAACAUUGUGAUUGGGAUGAAGAUAUACUAAUAGCUCCUUGUUUAUGUUUUCAUGUUUUUUCUGCAUGUAAAGAUUUUAACUCGGACCUUGACUGAUGUAAAGUUGGUAGUUAUUUAUGGUUGUCAAAUACUUCGUUAGUUGCUACUAAUCUACUAGACUACUUGGUUUGUAUUUCUUUGGUUACAAAGAUGGUCUUUCUACAAAUGUGUUUUUGUUCAUUAAUGAUACACAAUUACUUCCUAAAUUCAGUUAAA
This is a messenger RNA of Medicago truncatula (barrel medic), 2204 nucleotides long. RefSeq lists its product as uncharacterized. Gene Ontology annotation, molecular function: deoxynucleoside kinase activity. The transcript has 5 exons. Lineage: Eukaryota; Viridiplantae; Streptophyta; Magnoliopsida; Fabales; Fabaceae. Gene Ontology annotation, cellular component: cytoplasm. The coding region runs from base 198 to 1949 and encodes 583 amino acids. The record is from RefSeq and is a predicted model, not a curated record.